UUCAUAUGAAUGCAUAGAAUCGCAAUGUAAGAUGGGAAAUAAGAAGAUGUGGGAUAUUUUGGCAUUAAGCAUCAAUGACUCAAACGGACACCACGGCUCAGAUUUAAACAGAACCUAUCUUCCCGAGGAUUAUAUUUUGUGGAUUGCGAAUGAAAGGUUAUGUGACAUCAACAAACCAAUCAUUAUUAUUUUGAUACUUUUAAUCAUUUUCGGAUUAUUCGGAAAUUUCCUCGUUAUUUAUAUAUUUGGAUUUCGCUUACAGAAAUCUACCGCGCAUUUAUACAUUACAAGUAUAUCGACAUUUGAUUCAUUCACGUGUCUUUUAUUGAUAUUCGAGGUGUUUGAUAAACGCUUUCCGAUGUAUAGUGGCAACUAUCCUGAAAUAUGCAAAUUAGUGCGUUGCUUAGAAGUUUUCGCCAAUGGAUGCGCCAGUCUUAUAAUGUGCAGCAUUUCUGUUGAUCGCUACUACAUAGUUUAUAAACCGUUCAAGCGUCUUUCUAUUAGAACAGUAAGAAAAAGCAUACUAGGAAUCGUGAUAGGAAUGAUUGUCCUCAGCUGGCCAAUGGUACUGUUUCACGGACCGGAAACAGUUAAAACUAUCUAUCCCUCAAUAACAGGUCGAGAUUGUGCUGAUGACGAAUACUUUAAAGGAUCCGUCUAUCCGGGGAUUUACUUUCCCAUCGUAUUUGUCAUUAUACUAUCUACUAUUAUCGUGACUGUGGUGAUGUAUUGUUUAAUAUUUAUCAAAAUAUUUAAAUGGAAACACAAUACCAUUGGUGAGAGCAUGCCAACAGUCUCUGGUAAUCUCAGGAAAUCGUCCACUAUUAAUCUCAGAAAGUCUUCCAAAUCUUCAACAGACUCUGCCAGUCUUAGAAAAUCGCCCAAUGCUUUCAGCCAUACAAAUUCGUUUGCAACGGGAAAGCUGAAAGAUGAACAACUAAACAGAGAGAAUUCAUACACAGAUAUCUCAAGUAGCCAACCUGAAUUCACACCUGAAACAGAUACAAGUAAAAAAAGCUUCAACGUCAAUCUUCAAACUGAUAUGAUGACAGGUAAUGAUAUGCUUUCCAAUCGCGCCAAAAGUAUAUUGUUCCCUACAGUACUCAACAAGGAUAACAGCAAUUCCCCAAACCCCAGUGUUCUAAACUUAAGAGAACAACACGAAUGCACCAAAGGAAGCACGAGUACAGACUCCCUGAAGACACGUGGAAACAUUGCAAACCAAACUAAGAUACGUACGAGACACAAGGGCAGUUUUCUGAAACGAUCUCUCCGCAGAAGAAGCAGCAGCAGGGCUGGGGUUAGACUUAGCUCCACCACCAUCAUGUUUAGUCUGACAGCAUUGUUAUAUGUACUGAGUUAUAUUCCUACAAUAAUUGUGGAAAGUAUAAACGCCAUAAGCGGUAUCAAUGAGGAAAAGCUCUCGAUAUCCACACGGAAAGUCAUAGCAGUAUGCAAUGCAGCUUACUUCGUGAAUAUCGCCUUCAAUCCCAUUAUAUACGGACUAUUCAACAAGUUCUUUCGAGAUAAAGUAAGAGAUAUUACACUAGGCAAUACAAGACGAUCUAGGGUAUGA
Messenger RNA from Ostrea edulis (European flat oyster), 1576 nucleotides. RefSeq names its product alpha-2C adrenergic receptor-like. Lineage: Eukaryota; Metazoa; Mollusca; Bivalvia; Ostreida; Ostreidae. Gene Ontology annotation, molecular function: G protein-coupled peptide receptor activity. Gene Ontology annotation, cellular component: membrane. The transcript has a single exon. The record is from RefSeq and is a predicted model, not a curated record. Gene Ontology annotation, biological process: neuropeptide signaling pathway. The coding region runs from base 32 to 1576 and encodes 514 amino acids.